Molecule: messenger RNA, 1838 nt
Organism: Lotus japonicus
Lineage: Eukaryota; Viridiplantae; Streptophyta; Magnoliopsida; Fabales; Fabaceae
Product: aspartic proteinase 36-like
Exons: 10
Coding region: 196-1671 (491 amino acids)
Biological process (GO): proteolysis
Molecular function (GO): aspartic-type endopeptidase activity
Source: RefSeq, a predicted model, not a curated record
GCAGAAAAACCGCUGCUAUUUGUUCUAUAUAUAAAACCAAGUUACUCACUCGCAGGUUCAGUUUCUUACUCUUUGAUUGUGAUCAUGAACCUCAACACCAGUUUUCGUCUUCAAUUGCUUUUUGUUCUCAUCUUCCAUUAGUCUCAAUCCCACUCUGCUUUCCCUUCUCCCACUUUCCACCCACCGACACCGCCGAUGCUGCCACCCGCCACAGCCGCGGUGAUUGUCUUCUUCUGCCUCGCGCUCAUCUCGCCGGCGUCUCCGGUGACCCUGACGCUGGAGAGAGCGUUCCCUUCCAAUCAUGGAGUGGAGUUGAGUGAGCUCAGAGCUAGAGACAUGCUCAGACAUCGAAGAUUCUUGCAGUCUGUCAGCUAUGUUGUUGAUUUCCCUGUUAAAGGCACCUUUGACCCCUCACAAGUCGGGCUUUACUAUACAAAGGUGAAAUUGGGUACCCCACCAAGGGAAUUUUAUGUUCAAAUUGACACUGGGAGUGAUGUUCUCUGGGUUAGUUGUGGUUCUUGCAAUGGUUGUCCUCAGACAAGUGGGCUCCAAAUUCAGCUCAAUUAUUUCGAUCCGGGGAGUUCGUCGACAUCUUCAUUGAUAGCUUGUUCGGAUCAAAGAUGUAGGAAGGGAGCACAGUCGUCGGAUACAAGCUGUUCUGGUCAGAACAACCAAUGCACUUACACAUUCCAGUAUGGAGAUGGUAGUGGGACCUCAGGCUAUUACGUGUCGGACUUGAUGAACUUUGCCAGUCUUUCGGAGGGAUCCCUGCCGUCAACCGCUGCAGCGCCCGUAGUUUUUGGUUGUAGCAACCUGCAGACUGGGGACUUGACAAAGUCUGAUAGAGCCAUUGACGGGAUAUUUGGAUUCGGGCAAGAUGGCAUGUCCGUUAUCUCCCAGCUCUCAUCGCAAGGAUUAUCACCAAGAGUGUUCUCUCACUGCUUAAAAGGAGAUAGUAGUGGCGGAGGCAUAUUGGUUCUUGGUGAGAUUGUGGAGCCAAACAUGAUUUAUAGUCCACUUGUUCCUUCACAGCCCCAUUACAAUUUAAAUCUGCAGAGCAUCUCUGUCAAUGGCCAAAUUUUGCCAAUUGAUUCUGCUGUUUUUGCGACAUCAAAUAACAGAGGCACCAUUAUUGAUUCUGGGACAACUUUGGCAUACCUUGCAGAAGAGGCUUACAAUCCCUUUGUCAACGCGAUAACAGUUGCUAUUCCACAAUCUGUACGCACGGUUCUUUCAAGGGGAAAUCAGUGUUACUUAAUGACCACCAGCAACUUUGACAUUUUUCCUCAAGUAAGUCUGAACUUUGCUGGUGGUGCAUCUCUGGUUCUAGGACCCAGUGACUACCUUAUACAGAAGAGUUAUAUUGGCGAUGGAUCAGUGUGGUGUAUUGGCUUCCAGAAAAUCCCGGGUCAAAGUGUAACAAUUCUAGGAGACCUUGUUCUAAAAGACAAAAUUUUUGUCUAUGAUCUCGUUGAUCAACGCAUUGGAUGGGCUAACUAUGACUGUUCAUUAUCGGUUAAUGUGUCUGCAUCAACUGGAACCGGUAGAAGUGAAUUUGUUAACGCAGGAGAGUUCAGUGGAAGCACUUCUUUACAUGAUGGACCUCACAUGUUCAUAAAGACAGGGCUCUUUGCUCUCUUCAUGCACAUAAUAGUGAUUGUAUUUUUGUAGAGAAUGUAAAAUUAGAACUAAUAUUUAUUGAUUUUUACAAUGUAUAUUUUCUUGCCAGUGUAUCUGAGAAAAUUAAUAGAAGAAGAAAACUGAAAGUGGAACUAUUGAAUUGAAUUGAAUUGAUUAGUGAACAAAUGUAUACAAAGAGGAAGUGCUUUAUACUUGUA